CGGUGCCGCCGGCUCCGUAGCCGCGGGCAGGGCUGGCAGCCGAGCGCACGGAGGGACGCGCUCGCUUCGCCCGUGGCGGUGGGAAAUAGCUGGUGGUCACCAAAACCCUGGGACGCACGCUGAACCAGACAAGGGAACGACCUGGCCGGUUCCAGUUUAAGUAUGAAGUCAUGCUAGAACAGUAAGGAACGAGCAUUUGCAGUUUUCUGAGUUUUGUUUUGCGCGUUUCAUUUGCGGAGACUAGAAAGCGUAUCUAAGACUACUGAGCUGUAAAUUGAAAGGAAAAUAAUUUCUGCUUGUGGAGGAAAAGAAAGGUGAAUGACCUCAAUGGAAGACUCCCAGGAUCUAAGUGAACAGUCAGUGAAGAAGCCGUGUCCAGAGUCCGAUGGUUCAGAGCCGCAGAAUCCCAGGUCUAUGGAAAUGCAGGAUCUAGCCAGUCCUCAUAAUCUUGUUGGAAGUAGUGAUGCAGCAGGUAGUUCCAAAUUGGAUAAAUCUAAUCUCAGUAGCACAUCAGUCACAACAAAUGGAACAGGAGGAGACAACAUGACUGUGUUAAAUACUGCAGACUGGUUGCUGAGUUGCAGUACUCCCUCCUCUGCAACAAUGUCUCUUCUUGCAGUCAAAACAGAACCCAUGAACAACAGUGAAACAGCAACAACAACUGGAGAUGCAUCGCUUGACACUUUUACUGGGUCAGUAAUAACAAGUAGUGGCUACAGUCCCAGAUCAGCGCACCAGUACUCUCCACAGAUAUAUCCCUCCAAGCCCUAUCCGCACAUUCUUUCUACACCAGCAGCUCAAACAAUGUCUGCCUAUGCCGGCCAAGCGCAGUAUUCGGGAAUGCAGCAGCCCGCGGUGUACACGGCCUACUCACAGACAGGACAGCCCUACAGCCUGCCCACCUACGAUUUGGGUGUAAUGUUGCCAGGCAUCAAGACGGAAAGUGGGCUCUCGCAGACCCAAUCUCCUCUGCAGAGCGGGUGCCUCAGUUACAGCCCAGGGUUUUCCACCCCACAGCCAGGCCAAACACCCUACUCCUACCAGAUGCCAGGUUCUAGUUUCACACCAUCGUCCACUAUUUAUUCAAACAAUUCUGUUUCAAAUUCUACAAACUUCAGUAGUUCACAACAGGAUUAUUCUUCAUACACAGCUUUUGGCCAAAAUCAGUAUGCACAGUAUUACUCAGCAUCAACAUAUGGUGCAUAUAUGACCUCAAACAACACGGCUGAUGGCACUUCAUCAUCAUCAACUUACCAAUUACAGGACUCUCUCCCUGGCUUGACUAGUCAACCAGGUACAGAUCUACAUUCAGGAGAGUUUGACACAGUGCAGAGCCCCUCCACGCCAAUCAAAGAUCUUGAUGAGAGAACAUGUAGGAGUUCUGGGUCAAAGUCUCGGGGUAGAGGGCGGAAGAAUAAUCCAUCACCCCCUCCGGACAGUGACUUGGAGCGUGUAUUUGUUUGGGAUUUGGAUGAAACAAUCAUAGUUUUUCAUUCGCUGCUUACAGGAUCCUAUGCACAGAAGUAUGGCAAGGAUCCACCCAUGGCAGUGACCCUUGGACUACGAAUGGAAGAAAUGAUUUUUAAUCUUGCUGACACACAUUUAUUUUUUAAUGAUUUAGAGGAAUGCGAUCAAGUUCAUAUAGAUGAUGUUUCUUCAGAUGAUAAUGGACAAGAUCUAAGUACCUACAGUUUUGCAACUGAUGGCUUCCAUGCAGCUGCAAGUAGUGCAAACCUUUGUCUGCCAACAGGUGUAAGAGGAGGGGUUGACUGGAUGAGGAAGCUGGCUUUCCGUUACAGAAGAGUAAAAGAGUUGUAUAAUACUUACAAGAACAACAUAGGAGGACUCCUGGGUCCCGCUAAAAGAGAUGCAUGGUUGCAAUUAAGAGCAGAGAUUGAAGCUCUGACAGACUCCUGGCUUACAAAUGCACUUAAAUCAUUAUCAAUUAUCAGCACAAGGAGUAAUUGUGUAAACGUGUUGGUAACAACAACCCAGCUUAUCCCAGCACUUGCAAAAGUUCUACUAUACAGCUUAGGUGGAGCUUUUCCUAUUGAAAAUAUAUACAGUGCAACCAAAAUAGGAAAAGAAAGUUGCUUUGAACGAAUAAUGCAAAGGUUUGGCAGAAAAGUAGUGUAUGUUGUAAUUGGGGAUGGUGUAGAAGAAGAACAGGCAGCAAAAAAGCACAACAUGCCUUUCUGGAGGAUAUCCAGUCAUUCGGACCUCUUGGCUCUCCAUCAAGCACUGGAACUAGAGUAUUUGUAACUGUGUUCUAAAGCUGGUGAUCCUGUAUAUAUACAUAUAUAUAUAUACAUACAUAUAUAUAUAUAUGUAUUCAUAUUUCAAGUACACUGAAUUUUUAUGUGUGAUUCAAUGCCUCUGGCUUUACACAUAUGAAUUGUCUUAAGAAGGGAAGAAAUAUUUGGAAUUCAAAAUUCCAAACUGAAGAAUUCAGAUUGCUGAAUGGAGUUAAAGCAUUAGUGCUACGUAAGAAAGCUCUAUGGUCUUAUAUAUGCAACGUUUUUAAAUGAAUUGAAACUGUGGAGGUUGCUGGUACACACCAAGUGAGCCCUGGCAGGAGUGAACAAAGGACUCGAACUGGCAAAGCACCAAAACGCAUUUUCCAGCCAACAAGGUGGUGUUCAACAACAUUCCUCAAAAUGGGAUAUAUUCUCAGCACUGAGGUUUGAACCAGACUUUAGCCUACCUAACCCAAAAAAUCUGAAUUGGAAUGCACUCAGACUGUAUAAUGACAAUCCUGUCUAGACGUGUAAUUUGUGUAAAUUAUUGAUGAAAAUAAUUUACUGUGACUUUAUUAGCAGCUGAUUUUGGAAGUGGAUGCAAUUUUUCUUUCUUUUUUUUUUUGGGGUGGGGGUAGGGGAGGGAAAGGGUUAUAUAAUAUUGUCUCUUUUAUAAGUUUGGCAAACAGAAUGUGCAUAUGAUGUGUUGUGCCUUAAAGAGAAGACUGUGUUUGUGUGUUAUAAUGUAAUUUUGGUUAAAAACUCUGUAGAUAAACAAAAAAACCUUUGUGAUAAUUUUUGACAUGACCAAAUUUGAAAUUCAAAGAAAUCAAAGAGCAGGGCUGCACCAAAGAAUUUAAGUAUUUGUUGCAGUAAGAAAAAAUAAUAAAGGAAAGUUUGUGUUUUUA
Molecule: messenger RNA, 3145 nt
Organism: Melospiza melodia melodia
Lineage: Eukaryota; Metazoa; Chordata; Aves; Passeriformes; Passerellidae
Gene: EYA4
Product: EYA transcriptional coactivator and phosphatase 4
Exons: 20
Coding region: 319-2262 (647 amino acids)
Biological process (GO): multicellular organism development; positive regulation of DNA repair; cell differentiation
Cellular component (GO): nucleus
Molecular function (GO): protein tyrosine phosphatase activity
Source: RefSeq, a predicted model, not a curated record